GCGGAGGCGGACGCGGAGCUGAUUUAAAGCGCGGCGCCCAGCGGUUUGGCGUCUCGGUCCCUGAGCCCGGGAGCCCCCGCAGCUUCUGGUAUCCAGACCGCAGCGCCGCCCCGGGCCCGGACCCCGACCCGCACCCGGAGCUUCUCCAGCGGCGGCGCAGCGAGCAGGGCUCCCCGCCUUCAGCUCCUCCGCGAGGGCCGGGUCCGCUUCGGGAGUUCGCGUUGCGCACCUGCCACCUCUCCGCCUUCUGCACCUGCCACCCCCGAGCCGGCGCGGGCGCCCGAGCGAGAGCCAUGGCCAACGCGGGGCUGCAGCUGCUGGGCUUCAUCCUCGCCUUCCUGGGAUGGGUCGGCGCCAUCGUCAGCACUGCCCUGCCCCAGUGGAGGAUUUACUCCUAUGCCGGAGACAACAUCGUGACCGCCCAGGCCAUGUACGAGGGGCUGUGGAUGUCCUGCGUGUCGCAGAGCACCGGGCAGAUCCAGUGCAAAGUCUUUGACUCCUUGCUGAAUCUGAGCAGCACAUUGCAAGCAACCCGUGCCUUGAUGGUGGUUGGCAUCCUGCUGGGAGUGAUAGCAAUCUUUGUGGCAACCGUUGGCAUGAAGUGUAUGAAGUGCUUGGAAGAUGAUGAGGUACAGAAGAUGCGGAUGGCUGUCAUUGGGGGCGUGAUAUUUCUUCUUGCAGGUCUGGCUAUUUUAGUCGCCACAGCAUGGUAUGGCAAUAGAAUUGUUCAAGAAUUCUAUGACCCCAUGACCCCAGUCAAUGCCAGGUAUGAAUUUGGUCAGGCUCUCUUCACUGGCUGGGCUGCUGCUUCUCUCUGCCUUCUGGGAGGUGCCCUACUUUGCUGUUCCUGUCCCCGAAAAACAACCUCUUACCCAACACCACGGCCCUAUCCAAAACCUGUGCCUUCAAGUGGGAAAGACUACGUGUGACACAGUGGCAAAAGGAGACAAGCAUGUUGGAACAAACCAAAAAUGGACAUUGAGAUACUAUCAUUAACAUUAGGAUCUUAGACUUUUGAGUAUUGUAAUCUGAAGUAUGGCAUUACAAAACAAAUGCAAAAACUCAUGUGUUAAAAAUGUUCACUGCUAAACAUGGCUUAGUCUUAUUUUAUCUUCUUUCCUCAAUAUAGGAGGGAAGAUUUUUCCAUUUGUAUUACUGCUUCCCACUGAGUAACUAAACUCAAAUUGGGGAAGGGGGUGCUCCUUAAACAUAUAUAUAGAUAUGUAUAUAUACAUGUUUUUCUAUUAAACAUAGUAAAAUAUUCUUCUCAUUAUGUUGAUACUAGCAUACUUAAAAUAUCUCUAAAAAUAGGUAAAUGUAUUUAAUUCCAUAUUAAUGAAAAAGUUUAUUGGUAUGUUUUUCUUGUCUAUAUAUACAGAUAUCAUAGUCAAAUAUCAUUUACUCUUCUUCAUCAGCUUUCAGUGUCUUUGCCAUAAGACCUAGCCUGCCUUGCCUAGUAUGAUUCUCUCAAUUCAUGUGUGCCCUUCGCAUAGACCUAUUGUAUUUUUUACCAUAAUCUAAUACCACUUUCAUUUUCAUUAAGCCCUAUUUGUUUUGUAUUUCACUGGUCUCUAACUCCUGAAUCUAACACAUUUCAUAGCCUACCUUUUAAUUUCUCACGGAAGAAUUUCUCACCAGUCAGAACUUUGGAGGCAAAUAUUUCUGCAUGACCAAAAUGAUGGAUUCCUGUCGACCUUCCCACACAAUCCCUGUACUCUGACCCACAGCACUCUUGUUUGCUUUGAAAAUAUUUGUCCAAUUGAGUAGCUGCAUGCUGUUCACCCAGGUGUCGUAACACAAUUUUAUUGAUUGAAUUUUUAAACUACUUAUUCACAGUUGUAUAUCCCCCCCAACCACCUUUUGUUCCCCCUUCCUUAAUUGUAUUGUUUUCCGACAUGUAAUUAUCAUGUAUUUUACAUCUUCCUGAUAAGGUAUGGUCUAUUUGUCUGAACAAAGUGCUAGACUUUCUGGAGUGAUAAUCUGGUGACAAAUAUUCUCUCUGUAGCUGUUAGCAAGUCACUUAAUCUUUCUACCUCUUUUUUCUAUCUGCCAAAUUGAGAUAAUGAUACUUAACCGGUUAGUAGAGGCAGUGUAAGUAUUAAUUAGUUUAUAUUAAUCGUAUUCUUUGAACAUGAAAUAUGCCCAUGUAGUGUUUUCGUUUGCUCAAUUGGCUGUUUAGAAGUCACUGAAAAAAACCUACACACAUACCUUCAUGUGGUUCAGUACCUUCCUCUCUCUACCAGACUAUUUCCAUUCUUUCAGCUGUGCCUGACAUGUUGUUUGUGCUCUGUUCCAUUUUAACAACUGCUCUUACUAUUCCAGUCUGUACAGAAUGCUAUUUCACUUAAGCAAGAUGAUGUAAUGGAAAGGGUGUUGGCACUGGUGUCUGAAGACCUGGAUUUGAGUCUUGGUGCUAUCAAUCACCAUCUAUGUUUGAGCAAGGCACUUGGCUGCCCUCAGUUUAUUGCUUCAUCUGCAAGAGGUGGUUUGUAAUUCCUGAUCUGCCCACCUCACAGUGAUGUUGUGGGGAUCCAGUGAGGUAGAAUACAUGUAAAUGUGGUUUUGUAAUUUAAAAAGUGCUCUACUAAGGGAAAGAAUUAAGGAAUUAACGGCAUAGGUUUUGGUGUUGCUUUACAAAUAUUUGAAUAGAGAAAAAUAUUAAGAAAUGGGUUUCUUGCUUUAACCAGUCUCUCAAGUGAUGAGACAGUGAAGCAAAAUUCAGCUCAUAAAUGAGUAAGAUUCUACGAAGUCUUAUCUUCUGUACUGAGUGUGGCCUGAGGCUUUUUGUGGCUAAGCAGAUGUAAUGGGAAGAAAUAAAAACUUAAGUAUUGGUAAAUCCAACAGCAUGGGAGAUUUUGGAAUCAUAGUAACUGGUAAGGUGCUAUCUGUUAAGUGAUGCUCUCUGAGCUCUCGUCAUUGCUGGCAGCGGACGCUGCGAGGAUAGUUAGUUUGGAAAUGAUACUUCACAAUAAACCAUAUAAGGAAAGUCAGCUGCUGUGUCUUAUGAGGAUUGGAACCCAAUAAAUAUUAGUGUGCCUUCCAAACCCAAGAAUAUAUGCUUUUGGAAAUUAACAUUUAAAUGGCUUCUGCUACAUACAUAGAUCUUCAUGAUGUGUGAAUGUAAUUCCAUGUGGAUAUCAGUUACUAAAUGUCACAAAAAAUGUUAUGGUCCAAAAUGACCAACAGAAUUGUUACAAUAGAAUCUAUCAAAUUUCAAUAUUUUUAUACUCUUCUACCACACCUGGAAACAGACCAGUAGAUAUUUUGGAGUUUUAUAAUGGAAAUUUCCUAUAAAGCAUUACUGUUUUUCAAUAAACUGUUUUUUAAUUUUAAAAAAGGA
Molecule: messenger RNA, 3340 nt
Organism: Saimiri boliviensis boliviensis (Bolivian squirrel monkey)
Lineage: Eukaryota; Metazoa; Chordata; Mammalia; Primates; Cebidae
Gene: CLDN1
Product: claudin 1
Cellular component (GO): membrane; bicellular tight junction
Molecular function (GO): structural molecule activity
Source: RefSeq, a predicted model, not a curated record